AGGGACAUAUUGGCCAAAGGUAUAUAACCACCACCAUCCGCCUCCUCCCACCAAAAAUACGAACACUCUCAGUCUCUCCCCACCGGAAUGGAGAAGCUCAAGUCUUUAGUACCCGGAACCCUGAAGCAAAUAAUCGCAGAGAGCAUCACUGACGAUCUUCCCAGCACGUGUUCCUCCCUCCUUGACUUCCUCCUCCAUUUCGAGCCAUUUCAGCAAAUGGUUAAGGACCUGACGGACCCGGAAGUUGCGCUAUGUGGGAAGAGUAAAGAGGGUGCUUUGGAGAGUAAGCACAAGGGGAAUAGGUGCUUCUUGAAAAGUGAUUACGCUAAUGCUUUGGAUUUCUAUACCCAGGCAUUGCGAGUUGCGCCAAUGGAUGCACAUGAAGCAGACCGGAAUCUGGUUGCUACAUUGUAUGUGAAUCGGGCUUCUGUGUUGCAGAAAAUGGGGCUUGUGAGGGAGUGUGUAAGGGACUGCAACCGGGCACUUCGGAUUUCUUCAAACUAUGCAAAGGCAUGGUUUAGAAGAGGCAAGGCGAAUGCAGCUAUGGAAAGAUAUGAGGAUGCAAUAUGUGACUUGGACGUAGCAAAGAGUGUGGAGGCAUCGGAUGGUGGAAAGAAACAGAUAGAAAGUGAGAUUAAAGUAGUUUUGGACCAACAGUAUAGAGCAGCAAGUUCAUCAAGGCAACAUAAUCAGAAUGACUCAAUAGUGUUGGAUGAGCCACAGCAAAUGAAAUUACAAUGUGUCACCACACCCGAGAAAGGGAAGGGUUUGGCUUCCAUGGUUGACAUUCUUCAAGCGUCUUUGGUACAUACCGAAGACCCUUUUGCAACGAUAAUAUUAAAGCCUCGUCGGGAAACACAUUGCCACUACUGCUUGAAUGAACUACCAGCGGAUAAAGUCCCAUGUACAUCAUGUUCAAUACCAUGGUAUUGCUCCCAGAAAUGCUGUAUAGAGGCGGGAGGAGAAAUAUGCUGUGAUUACCCAAACAAUCGAAGCAUUCAUAAGUAUCUAUCAGACAAUCUUCAGAGGUACGUUGUGGAUACCACUUUAAAUGCUGAUUCUGAAAGAGCUAAUCAGAUUCCUGAACAUAAGCAUGAAUGCAACGGUGUACACUGGCCAGCAGUAUUGCCCUCUGAGAUAGUUUUGGUUGGUCGAGUACUAGUCAACUCUAUAAUCAAAAGAGGAGGUUCCACAGAUCGUUUCAAUCUUGGAGCAAUUUCGGAUCUUUCUCACCAUUAUUCAAGAAUGUCUCCCGAGUCGAAAUUGGAAUUGCAUAUAUAUGCUACUGUAUUAUCAUGCUGUCUACAACAUUGUAAUGGUUUUGAAGUACCAAUAAAUGGGAUCUCUAUUUCACAGAUUGUUAUACUUAUAUCCCAAAUUAGGGUGAACUCUAUGACAAUUGUUCGUAUGAAGUUCCCUAACCAUCAUGAACUAGAAGAUCAAUUUGGAAAUCUUUCACCUUGGAAAGGAGGUCCAACAAGUAAUGUGGAACAGGUCAGGGUAGGUCAAGCUAUCUAUACAUCAGCAAGCUUGUUCAACCAUUCUUGUCAACCUAACAUCCAUGCAUAUUUCCUUUCACGCACUCUUCAUAUACGAACGACAGAAUUUGUCGCAGCAGGGUCUCCCCUUGAAUUGUCCUAUGGUCCACAGGUCGGGCAGUGGGACUGUAAAGACAGGAUUAAGUUUCUGGAAGAUGAGUACUCAUUUCGAUGCCAGUGCACCGGUUGUUCAAAAAUGAACUUUUCAGACCUAGUGCUAAAUGCGUUUCAUUGUGUGAAGCUGAACUGUUCUGGCAUAGUCUUGGAGAGCUCUGUUAUUAACUGUGAAAAAGAGAAACUUAAGCACUUACCAAACAUCCUUAACACUGACAGCAUCGACUCUCUUCUUCAGGCUAAAGAGCUCAAUAUUGUCAGUAAAGCUGUAAAUGAUAUGCAAAUCAAUAGCUUUUUCCAGUUAAAUCCUGGCUAUUGUCUAAAAUGUGGUACCUAUCGUGAUCUAGAAUCUUCCUCUGUAGCUGCAAAUAACUGUAUCAGAAGAUUACAGAAUUCAAUAGACUCAAAAACUAUCUCUCGUACAACGCUUUUGGGUGCUUUAAGUUCUCUUGGUGUGCUGAGAUCAACUUUGCAUGCAUAUAAUAGAAAUAUUGCAGAGGCAGAAGACAAUUUUGCACAAGCAUUUUGUUUGGUAGGAGAGAUGCAAUCUGCAAUGGAGCACUGUAAAGCAUCAAUUGAGAUCCUGGAAAAGCUCUAUAACUGUAAUCACAUUGUCGUUGGAUAUGAACUUGUGAAGCUCUCAUCUAUCCAGUUAUCAUUGCGUGACAGUGGUGCCGUGGACAGCAUAGAUCGACUCUAUCAAAUAUUUUCAUGUUAUUAUGGAUCACAUACAGACGUCAUUUUCCCAGAUCUUCAAUUCCUUAGAAAAGAGGGGUAA
Fragaria vesca subsp. vesca is the source of this 2430-nucleotide messenger RNA. Its product is annotated as SET and MYND domain-containing protein 4-like. The record is from RefSeq and is a predicted model, not a curated record. Lineage: Eukaryota; Viridiplantae; Streptophyta; Magnoliopsida; Rosales; Rosaceae. Gene Ontology annotation, molecular function: protein binding. The transcript has 15 exons. Bases 88 to 2430 code for a protein of 780 amino acids.